CACGCUCAUGUUUUCUAUGAUUUCAUCAAGCUGAGUGCAUACUGCAUACGUAUAUAUAGUAGUUUUGUAUGUAUUUUAUGAAAAUUUAACAAGAAAUGGAACAAUUCUCAUACACAAAAAGGAGGAAAGUUCCUACGAUUCAAAAAAGAACGUGAAAUUCAAAAAGACCCUGCCACUUGUAGCAAUGGACCAGUAGUGGAGCUAGCUUAAACAAGAAAUGGGAAGGGCCAAUUAAAAGUUUCAUUUAUAGUAGGAACUAUUAUGCUACGGAGUAUUUUGUGUAACAAAUAUGUGUCUAAAUUUAUUAAUAUCUAUAUGAAUAUAGGCAAUGCUAGAAAGUCUUAUAAUAUGAAACGGAGAAAGUAUUAUAUAAUAUUAACACCUUAAUUAACUUCUCUACUGUAUAAUUCAUAUUAUUAUAUCCUCAACGCAACAAACACACGAAUCAUGAUACCAUCGAAAAUCAAUAAACGGUUGGCAAUAUAAAUACUAAUGGAUAGUAUAUGUUGAUUUGGGCGGAUCUACCAUAGGACAUAGGACAUGGGGUAUCUACCUAAAAUUUUUGGCAAGUAAUCUAUGUAGGUGCAAUACAUGCAUAUAUAUUAUUAGUUGGGUUAGAACAACCAUUCCCUAAUGCCAUGUACAACGCAUGACCUUAGCUUGUGGUCUCACGGCUCUACGUCGGAGCCGAGCUGAGCUGGCACGCCCGCUCGUGGUCUCGCAGGCGCGCAGCGAGCUUGUAGAAAAACCGAAAGAAGCACCGCGCCUGCGCUCGGGAGCCGUGAAGCCACGAGCCGAAGCCUCGCGUUGGAGGAGUCGGAGCCCCGGUCGUCGCCUCGUCCGGACCCCCGUGCAACUGCCCCAAAUCCCCAUCUCGUCAUGGUCGUCGUCGCCACCAAAUCUGCUGCCACCGCCAUGGUCGUCGUCGCUGCCAGAUCAACGCAGCCGCCAUGGUCGUCGUCGUGGUCGUCGUCGUCGCCAGAUCCGGCGCCACCGGUGCUCCCUGCCACCGAGCUCGCCCCGGAGAGGGGAGGGGAGCAGUCGGCGAGCUCCCCGCCGCCAGAUCCGGCGCCACCGCUACUCCCCGCCGCCGAGCUCGUGCCGGAGAGAGGAGGGGAGCAGCCGGCGAGCUCGCGCUCGAGAGGGGAGGGGAGCAGCCGGCGAGCCCGCGCCGGAGGGGAGGGGAGCAGCCGGCGAGCUCCUCGCCGCCAGAUCCGCCUCCACUGCUGCUCCUCGCCGCCGCCAGACCCGUCGCCACCGCUGCUCCCCGCCGUCGACCUCGCGCCGGAGAGGGGAGGGGAGAAACCGGCGAGGGGAGGGGAGAGGAGAAGAGAACCGAGCGACACGAUGCGGCUGUCGGUGGAGAAAAAUCGAAGAGAGAGAGAGGGGAAUAAAAAAGAGAGGGAUGGGAAGAGACUGACAGUGGGUCCCAGGUUGUUUAGGGGUGUACAUAUACUUCUUUUGGUUACUCUAGGGUUCAAAAUAUAAAGUUUCAAUAGGUUUUAUAAUACAAGGGCUGACAUAUAAAUAGAUAGGGGCUGAUAUGCAAAAUACGUUUUGGAGUGGUUUCCACUGUAGGUAGUGUGACCUUUGUGUGAUUCUAUCCUACUUGACGUCUUGAGACCAUAA
This is a messenger RNA of Oryza sativa Japonica Group (Japanese rice), 1629 nucleotides long. The record is from RefSeq and is a predicted model, not a curated record. NCBI's taxonomy places the organism in Eukaryota, Viridiplantae, Streptophyta, Magnoliopsida, Poales, Poaceae.